Molecule: messenger RNA, 1819 nt
Organism: Hippocampus zosterae (dwarf seahorse)
Lineage: Eukaryota; Metazoa; Chordata; Actinopteri; Syngnathiformes; Syngnathidae
Gene: c6h5orf34
Product: chromosome 6 C5orf34 homolog
Exons: 11
Coding region: 126-1772 (548 amino acids)
Source: RefSeq, a predicted model, not a curated record
UCCAUUUCUGAUGACGUCACUGUCGGUUUCUGUUUUGAGAUUGUGCGCGUUUGGUGUCUAGUGAUCUACUCAGGCGAAGUUGACGGAGAACAUUUCUUUUGGUUUAAACGUCAGUCGUGUUAACGAUGGAAGCCGGCGCCUCCAUUUUGAGUUCGAUGAUCAUGUAUGCGGACGAGUCUGUCGAUAUUCGCUAUGAAAACGGGUCACAGUUACAACUUUCGCCCUGUGGCAGCGAGUUCAUGCUGGCGAGAGGCUCAGUCCCUGCUGAACAUCCGCUUCAAACUCCCGUCAGAGUUCGACAGAGGACGCGGUUCACCACCAGCGCUUAUAAAGAAUUGAUCAUCACUGCACUGGCAUUUAGAAAUAAGUAUGCCAGUCGACCAUAUCUGCCGGAGGAACUCACCACUCCUAGCCAUAAACAGCCUUUAUUAAGCAUUAACUUGGAAGUGCAGUGGCCAGCAUGGUCCUCCUGUAAUGCAGAGUUUUUACCUGGAGGGGAGACCAUCAUCAAAUCAGAGGACAAACUCACUCUUCUGACACUGUCACCCUCGGGUGAAGAGUUCUUUGUGGAGUAUGCAAGCAUGCUCAGCCAACCUCUACAUCAGCAAGCACAAAAUUUGAAUCGAGAUCCUGAAAGGAUCCCAGUCAGUCAACAGCAGCAUGGAAGCAGCUUGACCCAUUUGAAGGUAAAAUGUCUGCAGACCUCCAGUGAUGACGUUCAAGAGUUUCAUCAGAAGGAAGGAAAAACGUCAUGUUGUCCUCAAAUGGUCACUCAUGAAGCCAAGCCAGAGGAAAAGUACCAGUCAGUCGCACUCGUUCAGCAUCACUCCUGUCUUGCAGUUCCACCACAGUGGUGCUACCCUCUUUCCUUAGCUCUCCGUCACUGGAGAGCACGUGUCUCCAACCCUGGCGGUGAUGGAGAAGAGCGCACCAGACAUUCAAAGGCUGACCAAACUCUGAAUACCUCAGACUUAAGUAAUGAAGAGAGAGCGUUUCUCCUCCCUCAAGCUCUGCCUCUCAACUGCUCAUCACCUCACUUUCACAGGUGGAAAUUUCAAGACCCAGUCCCAAACAACCAACUUGAUCAAGACCCUCCAGCAGAAAUGGUGAAAGUGAUGUGGCACCAAGGGGUGACGUACAGGAUAUUGGACCAAGAUGUCCCAGUCAUAGAAGUUUCUCCAGGGGAUGGGUCGGUCAUCCGAUCUAACGGAGUCCUCAGCAUGUACUUUAUUCAUUAUAAGCCUGAGUGCCAAUCAGUGCAGACAAAAGUUAAAGAGAUAACAUAUCAUAUGAAUGGCCUUCCACCUAACGUGCCUGGGCAGUUGUACUCUGUUUGCUCUGUUUUGAGUUGUGCAAGCAGACUUCUCACCAGAUACAAUGAGGUAAAAAAACUGAGGAUCCCUGCUAUACCCAGCUGCUUGCUACAGCUAAAUGUAUUGUUCAAACCAACAAUGGUUGAUGGAAUCCUGUCAAGUCCUUCACCUCUGGGACAGCAUGACAAUAAUAGUGAGACCGUAGAAAGUCGGUCAUAUCUGGUUGCUGCAGAGCUUGCAAAGAUACAGCGAUUCAUAUUUUCCUUAGAAGACAGUAACAAGGAAAGAGGGGAGAAAGGAUGUGCACCGAAUGGUUUGACCGAGAUCACUCAUGAGCCAGUGAGUGAAGGCAGCAUUGCAGAAGCUCUACAGAAGACAUCUAAAGCCAUACAGGAUAUUGAUGCGUUCAUAACUGCAGCCAAGCAAACCUUAAGUGGGAUUGCACAGUUUGAUUGCUGAAAAUUUGUGUGCGUGUGUGUGACUCAAAUAAACACAAGUACAAUAAA